UGAUCAGAGUGAAGACGAGAGGAGCUGUCAGAGUCUGAGUAUACUUCUCUUUACUCCAUCAACAGACAUGGUUCCAGAUGUGGAGAGGAUCAUUGAGAGCAUCAUCCGAGGAGACCAAGAUACUGUUUGGCUCCUCCUGGACGGCUACAACACCCAGUAUGCAGACUGCUUCUUUUUCAACACUGAGGUUCAGGAGAGGAAAAAGCAACAACAACUGGAAGAGUUCAGGAAGAACAAAGUGAGGGACCACCCUCCUGACUCUGACUCUGAAACGGACUCAGAAGAUGAUGAGGAACCUGAUCUUCUCCUGCGGCAGCGUCUGGCCACGGCCCUGCUGAGCUUCAUCAGCUCUCAACUCCAGCCUGCAGUGUUACGGGUUUGCCUUCAUACCCUGCGUAUCUUGUCCCGUGACCGGCGGGCCCUGGGGCCCAUGGUCACUGAUAGCGCUCUCCUCACCUUGGCUCACCUGGGAGGCAUCAGCUUACAGCAGCAGGAGGAGGAGGAGGAAGAGGAGGAACAGGCUGAGGAUCAGUUAGCCAGAACACACAGUCAGAUGAAGAGAGGAGCAGCAUGUAGCUGUGAGGAGGCUGAGGAAGAGGAUGCUACACCUUCAGCUGUUAGCUCUGUGCUAACACCUCCUGCCCCUGCAGCUGAGGCUGCCUCCACAAACGGCUCAGUCCAUCAGUGUUACAAGUGGAGAGAAGAUGGUGUUCCUGUGGUGCUCCCCCGAGGGAAGAAAGACACCUGGGAGGAGAACAGUGAGGAGGAGGAGAAGGAGGAAGAUGGAGAGGUCUGCAGGAAGGAGGCCAUGAAAGUCUUGUGUAAUGUCGUCUACAACAGCCCCAGGGCUCAGGAGAGGGCCAGCACACUCAGGCUUCUGCAGGGCCUGUGGCAGAGUGUGAAGCGGGGUGUGUGGAGCGGGCCGUCCUCCGGGGGUCAGUUCUACAAGCUGAGGCUGCUCUUCCUGCUGACGGCUCUGAGGCCGGAGCUCCGGCUGCAGCUGCAGCAGGAGCGUGGAGUGUCAGUGCUCACCAGCGCCCUGGAGCAGUGCCUGGCUGUGAGGUGGGGCGAGGGGUACGAGGUGCUCAGUGACCGCACAUCUCCGCCCAUCUCCAAGGAGACGUCCCAAGAGGUCAUUGAGAUCCUCAAGACCCUCUUCAACAUCGCUCACACAUACUACAGGCAGGAGCCAGAUGAGGAGGAUGCUGCUCUGUAUCGCCACCUAGCAGCCGUGCUGCGCCACUGCCUGCUGCUGUCAUGUGAUGGAGAGGACACACUGGAGGAGCUUCAAGGACACACAGUAAACAUCCUGUCAGCUCUGCCGCUCACCUGUCUGGACGUCCUGAUAUCUGUGCGUGUGGACCAGGCGUCCCACAGGUGUGAGGGGGUCAACAUGGACUGUGUCCACACCCUGCUGCUGUUCAUGGACAGACGCCUGAACAGGAGUCAGAAGCUGAAGGAGAAACUGACCCCUGUUCUGAACCUGCUGACCGAGAGCUCACGGGUUCACAGAGAGACGCGUCACUACUUACGACAGAAGAUCUUACCUCCGCUGAGGGACGUAGCCAUCCGACCUGAGCAGGACACCACACUGAGAGGCCAGCUGGUCCGCCUCAUGACCCACGUCGACACGGACCUGAAGGACUGCGCUGCUGAGCUGCUGUUUGUGCUCUGCAAGGAGGACGUCAGCCGCUUUGUCAAAUACACGGGUUACGGCAACGCUGCGGGGCUGCUGGCAGCUCGGGGGCUGCUGAACGGCAGAAGGAACUCGGGCGCCAGCUUGUACGCCGCCCAGUACUCCAGCGACUCGGACUCGGACACAGAGGAGUACCGGGAGGCCAGAGCCAGGAUUAACCUGGUGACUGGACGGGUGGAGGCGGAGCAGCCGGAUCCAAUGGAGGGCAUGACAGAGGAGGAGAAGGAGGAGGAGGCUUUGCGCCUCAUCAGCAUGAUCAACAGACUGUCACAAGACCAGAUCAUCCAGCCGGUGGGUGUGACAGUAGAGGGGAGGCUGGCUCCACUCUGGGGCCAGAUGAGGGGCUCCACACUGGAAGAAGAAGAAGAUGAAGAGGAGGACGUGGAGUUGAUGCCAGAGUGGAGGAAGGACAGACAGAUGGAAUAGAAACCACCAGUUGCUUGUAGUGCACUGAUUUUUUUCCUUCUACAUUCUAUAAAGCAACAGAGAGAUACUGUUAGAGCGGACGCUGCAUCAUAUGACUGCAUGCAUAAUUCACAUUCACAUUGUUUUCAAUGGACAUGUUACAACAGUAAGGAUGGCCAGCCUAGACUGUGUGAGCUGUCAUGUACUGACCUGAGAUCAACCUAGUGUAGAAGAAACACUUGAUUCCAUGAUGUAUUCAGUGUGUGAGGGAAGGCGAGUGGAAAAGUGAAGACGAUAAAUGUGAACGACAUUUUGUCAGUGAGCAGCAUUUAUGUUGUUAAUGAUAUUUUCGUAGCAAAACACCUGAGCGCCUCUUCAAAGGAGUUUGUCUUUAUAGAAGUUUUUUCAGGGAGAACUGUGUAAAGAGUUGUGAGCUUGUAGAUUUUUUUUUCUCAUGCAAAGACAAAUAAAAAUGAAAACUUUCUCAAAUGCA
Messenger RNA from Seriola aureovittata, 2594 nucleotides. Its product is annotated as synembryn-A. The record is from RefSeq and is a predicted model, not a curated record. Bases 68 to 2122 code for a protein of 684 amino acids. Gene Ontology annotation, molecular function: guanyl-nucleotide exchange factor activity; G-protein alpha-subunit binding. Gene Ontology annotation, cellular component: plasma membrane; cytoplasm. The transcript has 14 exons. NCBI's taxonomy places the organism in Eukaryota, Metazoa, Chordata, Actinopteri, Carangiformes, Carangidae. Gene Ontology annotation, biological process: G protein-coupled receptor signaling pathway.